Molecule: messenger RNA, 1051 nt
Organism: Sus scrofa (pig)
Lineage: Eukaryota; Metazoa; Chordata; Mammalia; Artiodactyla; Suidae
Source: RefSeq, a predicted model, not a curated record
AUGGUAUUGAAGAAACACUUUCAGGUUAAGCAUGAGCAGGGGCAGAGAAGCAGUGGAAGUACAAAGAGAAAUUACUGUGCUGUAUGUGAUGGAUGGAAAUGUGUUGGUGGAGCAGAGUUUGUUACUAAGGAGAAGUUGUGUAAGGAUUGUUAUUUGAAUGGAGACAGGGAGACCCUUCUCUGCAAAUUUCCCUACAAGCUGCUGUUGCUCUCCACCAACACAAGGAUUGCUCCUCAAUCUUCCGUGAGCACCCAGUGGUUUGCGGAGAAAAAGUCUACAAAAGUUGAUAUUUCCUUCUGCUGCAUCUGUCUACUGCAUCUGUCCCAAGAAGUUUUGAGCUGCCUGGAGUGGGAGAAGUGGACUUCCCAGGUGGAAAAAUUCUGUGGGGAAGAGAUUAAGGGAUCUAUUUGGGACAGAAAUGGGAAACUAAGUUUUACCUUCUCCAGAAUGUCAUGUAGUUGGAAUCAUGCAGUGUGCAGCCUUUCAGACAGUUCCAAGUCAUUUGCUAUGUUUCAAGCACUGUACUGGAUACCAGAAAUACAGAGUUGGAUAAGACUCAUUUUUUUUUCCCUGGGAGAAUGCAAGUCAACAUGUCAUAAGCAUUUUGCUCAAAGUUCUGUCUAUGGAAACAGUGGACCUUUUCAUGAUAAAUUGGUGAAGAGUGAUUGUUCAUAUUUCCUCAACCCAUUCAUAAUUUGGACUCACCAAGCAACCAGUCCUGACACCUUCCUGGACCAAUAUUUAGCUUAAUAUUGAUAAAAGGCUGCUUUCAAUUAUUUAUCUUCUAUUGAGUAAAAUUAACAUUAACAAAAUUAGCCAUUAAGCAGUUUAAAGUGUACAAUUCGGUGUUGUUUGACACAGUCACAGUGUUCACAACCACUGCUUCUCUAUGGUUCUGAGAUGUUUCUAUCACCAGUGAGGGAACCCUGUUCUCAUUAAGUCACUUCCCAUGUCCCUCUUUUCCCUCCGGCGACUGAAAACCACAAGUUGGCUUUCUAGCACCAUCAAUUUACCUAUGCUAGAUAGUUUAUAUAAAUAAAAACCCUGCAAG